This is a messenger RNA of Mus caroli (Ryukyu mouse), 380 nucleotides long. It is a transcript of the gene Gng13, whose product is annotated as G protein subunit gamma 13. The record is from RefSeq and is a predicted model, not a curated record. Gene Ontology annotation, biological process: phospholipase C-activating G protein-coupled receptor signaling pathway; sensory perception of taste. Gene Ontology annotation, cellular component: heterotrimeric G-protein complex. Gene Ontology annotation, molecular function: G-protein beta-subunit binding. NCBI's taxonomy places the organism in Eukaryota, Metazoa, Chordata, Mammalia, Rodentia, Muridae.
GCCGCCGUGCGCCUGGCCGGGGGCGUCUCGGGGUGCACCGGCGGCCGGGCUCCGGCGGCGGCAGCAGCGCAGCCUCAGGCUGGCUACCACCGACGCCCCCGACGCCAUGGAGGAGUGGGAUGUGCCCCAGAUGAAGAAGGAGGUAGAGAGCCUCAAGUACCAACUGGCCUUCAAGAGGGAGAUGUCGUCCAAGACCAUCCCCGAGCUUCUCAAGUGGAUUGAGGAUGGAAUCCCCAAGGACCCCUUCCUGAACCCAGACCUGAUGAAGAACAACCCUUGGGUAGAGAAGGCCAAGUGCACCAUCCUAUGAGCCUGACCCACACUCUCUGUAAGGUGUGACUUUAUAAAUAGACUUCUCCGGGUGUCUCUGCUUUAGUCCA